Oryza sativa Japonica Group (Japanese rice) is the source of this 1138-nucleotide messenger RNA. RefSeq names its product fasciclin-like arabinogalactan protein 7. Gene Ontology annotation, biological process: plant-type secondary cell wall biogenesis. Lineage: Eukaryota; Viridiplantae; Streptophyta; Magnoliopsida; Poales; Poaceae. Gene Ontology annotation, cellular component: plasma membrane. The record is from RefSeq and is a predicted model, not a curated record.
GCCAAGUUCACAGCUGAUAGCGCGGCAGCUGCACUAUCAGUCGAUCUGUCACAAUGAGGCUCGCCGUCGCGACGUUCCUCGCCAUCGCAUUGUCCCUCUCCCUCCUGCUCGCCGGCGCGCUUGCCCGGCCGCCCCCGGCGCCGGUGAGGACGGAUGCCGGCGGCGGCGCGGCGCCGGCUCCGCAGGACAAGGGCGGCAACCUCACCGACGUGCUCAACGUCGCCGGCCCCUUCAGCACCUUCCUCAUGUACCUCCGGCAGACCAACCUCGUGGCGGUGUUCGAGCACCAGGCCUACCGGACCCACCAGGGCAUCACCAUCUUCGUCCCCGUCGACAUGGCCUUCGCCGCCAUCGAGCCAUCGGUGUUGGCGGGGCUAUCGAGGAACCAGCUGAAGCACCUGCUGAUGUACCACUCGCUGGCGAAGCACUACACGCUGGCGGAGUUCGACGGGCUGAGCCAGAGCAACCCGGUGAAGACGCUCGCCGGCGGGAGGUACGCGGUGAACGUGACGUACGACGGCGGCGUGGUCCACGUGAUGUCGAGGUGGUCCAGCGCCAGGGUGGUCGGGAGCGUGUACGAGUCGGCGGCCAUGGCGGUGUACGAGCUGGACACGGUGCUGCUCCCGGACGCGCUGUUCCACGCCCACCCGCCCGUCGCGGCCACCCCGCCCGUGCCGGCGCUGCCGUCGCCGCCGCCCCACGCCGAUCACCCGCCGCCCGACGACGACGACGGCGACAUCGACGACUACGUCCCGGCGCCGCCGCCGGACCCGGCGGCGGGGAAGGGCGGCGCCAAGAGGUCGGCGUCCGGACCGGCGGUGGUGGCUCACAAGGCCGCGAGCUACGGAGCCGCUGCCGCGAUGACCUUGCUGGUGUCGUGUUUGUGAGGCUGUGGCUUGGCUGCGCGUACGGGGCAACCAACCAGACGUCAAUACUUGUUAGUGAUCGGAGUAUAUAAUAUAUUGUUACCUUAGUAAGGAGUAUAUAUAUUAUUUGUAUGUGUGAUGUUUCUACGUGUCAAAGUUCACGAGAUCAGCGUGGAAGCGUAGUAGCGUACGGGGUGUGUGUGUGAUAGUACUCUCGUAGGAAUAAGUCCACCUUCAGUCCCUUCAAAUAUAGGCUAAUAUGAUUUGUAUCC